UUUUGUUUGUUUAACACCACGUUUAACGCAUGUUCAAGAAAAUUUUUAGGUUUUUGAUGUGGGAUCAAGAUGUGUUACAUGGUUAACAACCGUUAUAACGUAAAAAAUUAUUGCCAAUUCAGCGGUUGCUACAGUUAAAGUUCGUGACGCACAAAUCAUGGGCGAAUGGACGAUCAAUUUUUAAUCUGUCUUACUGCUGCGCCAUCACUUAAUAUCACGGCAGCACUACACCACUGCAGUGUCCACGACAGAUAUACUUGCAAAUCCCAAACAGUGACACACGGCGUACACGUUGAAUCGUCGACCGUGUUUUACUCCUGGCAACUAAUUUUCCUGCAUAAUUGACAGAUCUUGAGGCUCAAGUUCACACGGAUUCGUACUAGUAUUGCAGCAUAUGUGGGCACAUCAGUUUUCCAGGCAAACACUGCCGCAGUGAUAGAGUGAGAUUAAUCAUCGCGAGUGUGGCCCAUAGCGAGGGGUGGAGUAGUAGCAGUACACACUCAUUAAACAAUACAGCUGCAGUCAACACUUGAGUCUCAUUGACGGUUUAUCGAAUUUUCUCGUAAUGUGAAUACUUUUCUACAGUACUGAGCAAUCCAAGUGCAGCAAAAAUGAAGCCUAGAUUUGCACUCACUCUUGGACAGAUAGUCUUUUUCCUUUUACAUUUCUCUUCAGCAAGAAUUCACAAAUUUGACAUAAGGAAUGACUACAGACGCAUUAUAUCGCUCAGUACCUUUGGAUUCUACAAAGAUGGCAUUCUAGAUGUCAAUUUGAUCAAUUUUAAAGCUGCACCAUUCGAUGAAAAUGCUGUGUUUGGAUUCAGCCUGGAACGAAAACACAGUAGCGAUGCUAUGAAUCCUUAUAUGGACAGUCAUGAUAGGUGCCUUCUUCAAGGUGCACCCAAUACCAAAUCUGAUUAUGAGCAAAAAGAUGAAACUGCUGUCAUAUACUUCACGUUUGAUUUGAAACAUUUAAAAUUAAAAGUGAAUUGCAGUAGUAAUGUACAUUCAGUGCAUAUUUAUCAAAACUCAACUGCUAUACGAAUUGAGAGAAAUAAAAGAACUCUGCCAGGAAGAUUGAGUGAUACAGCAUUGUUUCCUCGCAGAAAGAGAGAUUCGUUUCCUCAUGAUAUUGAAAAGUCUGACAAUAUAAAUAUGGGAGCUUCUUUUCAAGAACCUAGUGCAUGUUUGCAAAAAUUGCCAAUGUUUGUUAAAGAAGUCAAUAGUGAAAAAUACUACAACACCAGCUUUGCCAUGUAUGUUGCCAAUGAAAAAGAAGAAGGACUGUACAAUUUAUACUUUCAUAGUUGUCCUAAUUACAAGCAACGUGUUUCGGUAGACUUCUCGAUGGAAAUAAGAGAAAUUAACAAUGACAAUUUUCUGAGUGCUGGUGAAAUGCCUCUGCCAGAACUUUACUUCAUGAUGGCGCUUCUAUUCUUUUUGUCGGGAUGUUUUUGGGUCUUUAUUCUUAAAAAUAGCAAGCACUCAGUUUUUAAAAUUCAUUACCUUAUGGCGGUUCUCGUUUUUCUCAAAUCGCUCUCUUUACUGUUUCAUGGAAUCAAUUUCCAUUUCAUUCAAACAAAAGGCGAACACGUUGCUGCCUGGGCUAUUCUUUACUAUAUCACUCAUUUAUUGAAAGGAGCCGUUUUAUUUAUUACAAUAGUUCUUGUGGGCACUGGUUGGACUUUUAUCAAACACAUUCUAGCAGACAAGGAUAAAAAGCUGUUUAUGAUUGUCAUUCCACUUCAGGUAUUAGCAAAUGUUGCAGAAAUUAUAAUCGAGGAAAGCGAGGAAGGUGAUGUUGAGCAUAAGAGAUGGCGCGAUGUUUUUAUUUUGGUUGAUUUGGUUUGUUGCGGUGCAAUAAUGUUCCCUGUUGUUUGGAGUAUAAGACAUUUACAGGAAGCAGCGCAUAUGGAUGGCAAAGCUGCUGCUAAUUUGCGUAAACUAAAGCUCUUCAGACAUUUUUAUAUCAUGAUAGUUUGCUACAUUUACUUCACUAGAGUGAUAGUUUACUUAUUGAAGAUAACUGUACCAUUCCAAUAUGAGUGGUUGGACGAGAUGUUUAGAGAAAUGGCUACUUACGUAUUUUUCGUACUAACUGGUUACAAGUUUCGACCAGCAUCAGCAAAUCCGUACUUCACACUUUCUGCUGAGGAACUAGCUGAAGCGGGAGAUGACGAUGAAACAGAUGUUGUUUUAUUUUCUAGCGUAUCGGGAAGCAGCGGCAUAACUGAGGGUCUUAGCAAAGUCAGCAAAGUAGUAAAAGUCAACAGGCCAAUAACGUCAGAAGUGCCAUCUACUCAAGAGGAAAGGGAUAAUCUAAUAAGUAAAAGGGAAUCCUCGCACGAAUACGACUGAACGUAUAUUUUUUCUAUUCAUAAGAAUGUGUGUGACCAUUUUUUGAUAAAUAUGUUUAAUGAAACCUUGCGCAGAAAAAUUAUUCUGUCAGUUUCGCCAAUGUUUGAUACACGAGCGGUAAGCUUAACUCGAGGGAACAAAUCUGUUAUGAUAACGCUUUUCGAAGCGUUUUCAGUAUAUUUAUGUAUUGUGUUCUAUAAAAUUAUUAACACUCGGAGUGACUUUUUGGAGCUGUGUACUAACUCGAGUUAUACGAGUCUUUUUGUGCUCUCGUACAAUACUGAGAACAAGAAUUUUACUCCUUAUAAAGAUAAAAUGCGGCAUUUUCAGACUGAUAGUGCGACUUUUUCUGUAGACAAGUGUAAAGUUAGAAUCUCCUUUAAACACUCCUUGAAAGCAAUGUUACAUUCGGUUUCUAUUGUUUUAAGGGAAACGUAUCUGUUGAACGACAGUUUCCGUAGAAAGCAGUAAACGAGUAACGCAUAAGCAGAUAGUUAAUAUAAGACUAGUUUGACAUUAUGUUGCGCUUCUCAUUCCAAACGGUUUAUGUCUACCUAAAAAUGAAAAAUAACGAUAAGACUUUGAAAACGUGUUUGCUACUUUCACAUCAGAUCGAAACUCAGAUAAAAAGAUAUUUUACCUAUUAUAAUAGCUAACAUUCCAAGUAUCGGUAUCCGAUCUAUUUGCAGUAAUUGGAAAUAACGCAAAUCUUUGUAGCAGAACAUCUGCUGAUUUUGUGAUAAAACUCGCACGUCUCAGUUUACAGAUUACAAUGCUACGCUGUGAAAAACGAUUUUUUAUUUUCUUCGCAAUUACAAACAAAAGGGGUCUUUCUUACGCCAGGAUAUUUCGAUGCGAUAGCAAGCUGCAUUUCUAUAUCACUCAAACGAUAGCGUACAUGUAGGAACUUAGUCGUUUAUAUUUUUCUUGAAUUUUCCAAUUUUUAUAGAUUAAUUGUAUAUACUUGAUAUUGCUAUAGCGUUGUAAUGAUUACUUAAAAGAAUCGCUUGCGUGUAUAACGUUGUGGAUAUUGGUUUGUAUGCGUUUUUCAAAAAUUGGCGAAGUGAUCUAAAAGUUGUGUAUCAUAAUAUGUAUAGAGAAAGAGAGAGGGAGAGAAAGAGCAAAAAUCGAGCGUACAAGUGUAAUAAUUUGAAUUUGAACGGAUGAGUCGUAAAAAAAUAAAAGGCAAUGGAAUUGUGA
Molecule: messenger RNA, 3557 nt
Organism: Nasonia vitripennis (jewel wasp)
Lineage: Eukaryota; Metazoa; Arthropoda; Insecta; Hymenoptera; Pteromalidae
Product: protein GPR107
Exons: 10
Coding region: 612-2357 (581 amino acids)
Biological process (GO): transport
Cellular component (GO): membrane; Golgi apparatus
Source: RefSeq, a predicted model, not a curated record